CGAGAACCGGCGGCGGCAGCACACGGACAGGCAGCAAGCAGGGUCUCACCUCUUCAGACGGGUCAUCUCCACGUGUCCCUCGCCCGUCACACGGGACCCGCAAGGCGUCUCACCACCUCGUCAUUGGCACACCUCGUCUGCCGAUAGCGCUCCUCAAACUGCGUCAUCCUCCUCCUCCUCCUCGCUCCUCUUCCUCACCCGGAACCGUCGUUAGUGCAUCUCUGCUGACAACAUCAUCACCUCAUUUAAAGUAAGGGAAGAGAGAGAGAACAAGAGAGACGCAUAACAAAGAACGAGUGAAGAGGUGGAGGAAGCGAGAAGAUAGCAAGCCCAGCAGGAGGAGGAGGAGAAUUAGGGGGGGGGGGCAAAAUACGAAUAUAAGGAGGAAGUAGACGAGGUUAAAGAGGUGGAGAAGAAUUAGGAGUUGGAAAUAAGUGAAGAGGAGGAGUGGAGGAAUUCAAGAGGAGCUGGGGCACCACGUGAUGACGAGGAGGUGAUAGGAAGAGUUGUAUGAAGAGGUGAUGGUGAGGAAGAGUUGUAUGAAGAGGUGAUGGUGAGGAAGAGUUGUAUGAAGAGGUGAUGGUGAGGAAGAGUUGUAUGAAGAGGUGAUGGUGAGGAAGAGUUGUAUGAAGAGGUGAUGGUGAGGAAGAGUUGUAUGAAGAGGUGAUGGUGAGGGAGAGUUGUAUGAAGAGGUGAUGGUGAGGAAGAGUUGUAUGAAGAGGUGAUGGUGAGGAAGAGUUGUAUGAAGAGGAAUCCAAAAGAUGAGGUUGAAGAGGCGAGCUGUUGAGGAAUAUGUGGGGAGGAGGUGGUGGUGAGUUUCGGUAAAAGGGAGAAUUUGUCAAGGAGGAAGGGCUGUGGGGGGAGGACGACGAGGUGAGGGCGACGAGGUGAGGGCGACGAGGUGAGGGCGACGAGGUAAGGGCGACGAGGUGAGGGCGAGCCCGUCGCAUGGACAAGCGGCUAUGGAGCUGUCUGCAGUGGGGGAACGCGUGUUCGCGGUGGAGAGCAUCAAGAAAAAGAGAAUUCGCAAGGGAAGGGUUCAAUACCUGGUCAAGUGGAAGGGAUGGUCCCCGAAGUAUAGCACGUGGGAACCAGAAGAAAAUAUCCUCGACCCUCGCCUCGUGAUGGCCUACGAAGAGAGGGAGCAGAGGGACCGAGCGAUUGGCCUGCGGAGGAGAGGCCCUCGCUCCAGGAGACUCGUGCUGCAGAGAAGAAGUUGGAGGCGCUGCUGCUUGACCUGGAGCGUACUACUAAGAGAUCUCGAGCCUGGGGUCGCGGUCGUCCCGCUCCUCCCUGCGGCCGCGCGGCGUCGCCGCCACCGCGACGGCGCAGCUCCACGCGGAGCCGCCGAGCGGGGAGUCCAGAGGCGGCUCGGUGAUAGACGGCGACGACGGCGACGACGGCGACGACGACGACGAGGAGGACGACGACGACGACGUGGGGGACGCCGACUACGACGUCCACCCGGCGCCGGCGCCGCCCCGCAGGCGGGGGGCGACGGGGUCGUGGCGGUCGCCCUGCGGCAGAGACGCCGCCGUCGCCGCCGGCGCCCGGCGACGCUGCGCCGCCCGGCGCCGCCCGACGGACGGCCCGUGGCGCCGUGCGGGCGGGGGGGCUCGGGCCCGGCGCCGGGCUCCUCCCUGCGGCCCCUCCGCCCGCGGUGCCGGCGCCCGCCCGCGCCCGCCGCCACGGCCGCCACGGCCGACUCGCGCCGCCGCCACCACCGGCGCCACCUGCACCUGCAGCGCCAGCGGCUGCUGCGGCGGCUGCUGCCGAGGGCGGCGCGGGGAGGAGGCGGCGCCGGGCCGGCCGAGUCGUCGCCGAGGAGGGGCCGCGGCCGCGACGACACCGAAGAAGACGACGACGAGGAGGACGAGGAGGACGAGGAGGAGGAGAUGGAGAUGGACGAGGUGGACGAGGCGGUGCGCCGGGAGCGGUUGUUGUGGAGCCCCCCGCGUCACACGCUGCACGCGCACGUGGUGGUGACGGACGUGACGGCGCACCUCAUCACCGUCACCUUCAGGGAGGCCGGCAGCCAGGAUGGCUUCUUCAAGGUGCGGGCGGGCGCCAACAGCGCCGCCAACGCCGCCAACGCCACCGCCGCCACCAUCAUCGUGUGACACACGAGGUGCGGUGUGGAGGGGAGGAGGAAGAGGAAGAGAGGUCGGUGUGAGAGGGGGGGAGACUGCUCGGAGAGAUAGAGUGGAGAGAGAGUUUAAGGAAGAGGAAGGAUUAGAAGAGAGGCAGCGAUGGGAGCUGAGAGUGGAGAGGCGACGGCCUGGAGAGGAGAUAGAAAUCAGUGGCAGAGACCAGCGGGAAAGAGGCAAACGGGGAAUUGCGUAGCAACUGGAUCAACCUCAGAGAAAGAGCAGGACAGGAGGGAGGCAAGAGAGAGAGAGAACCCAGAGAGGGGACGAGGGGAGCGAAAGACCCCCAACCACCGAGAGAGAGGCCGUGCGACCGUUGAGCAGACGCUCGGCCGACGGUUUCCUCGCACGGUGCCGAGUGGCGAAGUCGGAGGGUGAGCAUGGAGGAACUCCGAGGCAAGGGCGUCUGGGAGAAAAAGACUCAAGAGCCGUGAGACUUAAGACGAAGAACCGUGGAGGAGAGACCGAGACGGUGGGUGGGGAUUCAUCAGGAGGGGGAAGCGAUGAAUGGGUUCAGGAGUUUGGAAGAGACGAGGUGCGGAUUGGAGGAAGAGGUGGCGAGGCGCGCGGAGAGAUGAGGGAACCCCCGAGAAGAUCGAGCGAGAGACGGUCAAAAGACUGCACGCAGCACAAUUAAUCCAUAAUCUGUCCACUUGGGUGCACUUCCACAAUCACGAACAACUGACUGCUAGGAGUAGCACUUCCAGAAUCGGGGAGGGUGGGGCGACGGCUCCCCCUCCUCCUCCUUGCAGGGGCUAUAACAGCGUGGCCACGCGACGAAAACGAACCAAGCGAAUUCGGGUUUAUCUGGCGGGUUCCCUGCGUUCCGUGGCGUUAUUCGGCGUCGCACAGCGCAGGACGCGUCGACGGCCAACGCUUGAAGGACGACCGUUCGGUGGACAAAGUUCGAUGGACGACGCUCCAAGGACGACGCUCGAAGGACGACGGACGCAGCGCAUAAUGAUUCCGGCAGACGGAGAGAGCCGUGCCGAGGAGGAGGAGGAGGCCAAAUGAGGAUCGUGCAGAUAUAAUCCACAAUUCGACAGCUUCCGCAACGCCUGUAGUCGUUAUGGAUCAUUUAUUUGUUCCGCAAUUGUCACAGUCGCGGAAUAUUGUUUUGGCAAUGUUCAACAAUAGAUGGCAUUGUUUUACUAGGGUUUCAGUAUUAUUAUAAUAAUUAUAAUUAUUAUCACGAUAGUUGUUGAAUUAUCGCUGUUGUUCCCGUGUUUUGUUAGGGCUGGUUGCGUGCCGUGCAGAGUAUGUGACACGCGUACUGCUGGCAACGCACACGUGACACGCAUACUGCUGGCAACGCACACGUGACGCACGUGUACUGCUGGCAACGCACACGUGACGCACGUGUACACACCGCGUGUAACUCGCGGUAGGGUAUAUAUACACGUGGCGCAUACUCACCGUGUCGACUGAUAACAGAGUACACGGCCACGUGUACUCGUCGGGAUGUUGUUCGCGUUGAUGGGCAUUUACUGGGACAUGCGGGCACAAGUAUGCACACCUGUACGCACUUACACUUAGGUAUUCGCACGCAGAUAUACACAAGUACGUACAGGUACACACACAAGUAUACACAAUUACACAUAGGUACUUACACAUAGGUGAAUACACACACAAAGACAAACACGAAGAUAUCCCCCGUAUAGUCUAUACAGACUUGGGGCAAGUGGUGUUAGCGAGCACCUAUGAAGGCCGGCAUGGCACACGAGGGGGUGUACACCAACACAGGUACACAGAUGCACACAGAUGCACACACACAGGUACACACACACACAGAUGCACACACACACAGAUGCACACACACAGAUGCACACACACAGAUGCACACACACACAGAUGCACACACAGGUACACACAGGCACACACACACACACAGAUACACACACACAGAUGCACACACACAGGCACACACACACACAGAUGCACACACACACACACAGAUGCACACACACAGAUGCACACACACACAGAUGCACACACACAGAUGCACGCACACACACAGGUACACAAGAGCACACUAAUACCGUGCACAAGGGUUGCACCCAGGUGCACGGGGAGGGCUGGGUCGCCCCGGGUAACCAAUUACCCUAAUUAAUGACGUCAUUAGUCGCAAUGCUUUGCACUGCUCACGGGUCACGUGGCGUGGGUG
Molecule: messenger RNA, 4311 nt
Organism: Lethenteron reissneri (Far Eastern brook lamprey)
Lineage: Eukaryota; Metazoa; Chordata; Hyperoartia; Petromyzontiformes; Petromyzontidae
Product: chromobox protein homolog 8-like
Biological process (GO): negative regulation of transcription by RNA polymerase II
Cellular component (GO): PRC1 complex
Source: RefSeq, a predicted model, not a curated record